GUAAAAAAUAAAAAUUAUAUAAAUAUUAAUUAAUAUCUUAGUUAGAAUAUUAAGAAGGCAAAUUUAAAAUAACAAGCAAAAAAUAAAAUGUAGUCUUAUUAAAGUUCUGAAAGACUUAGUAUUCAGCUUUAAAUUUCUCUGAUAAAAUAUGAUAAAAUUUUACUAAAUGAAGGAUUAAUAAAUGCUUACAAUCCAAUAUAUACUAUUAUUUAAGUAAACUGUAAUUAAGAAAAUGCUAUUUUAUAAUCUCAAGUAUUACCUGAUAUUAUGGACUUAGAUUUAAUACAAAUGACUUAUCAAAAGAAUGCUUAUUUACUUAAAUGUAAUAAUAAAGGUUAAAUUCUUUUUUCAGGAAAGCAAAUUGAUCAAAAGUAUUAAUUUAUUUUUAAUGAUAAGUUUGAAGUUGCGAUUGAUAAACUAGCAUUUAUUUCUGGAUAAUCAUUCUUAUUUUUUUUAGACAAGGAAAAAAAUGUUUCCACUCUCUAAUUCUUAGGAUAAUCAUAAUAAAAAUAUUCAAAAUAAAUACAUUCAAAAGUAGAUUUCUUGAUUGGUUCUAAGGAUUAGAGCUCUGUAUUAUUAGUUGAUGAGUUUAGGAGGUUUAUUAUUUAUGAUUAAAGUGUUUUUAAAAAUGUAAAUUAACUUUCUCCGCUAUAAUUAGAAAUAGAUUCUAGCUAAAAAUAACUAUUAUAGGAAGAUAAUGAAAGGAUUUUAAGUUCUAUUUAAAGUAUUGAUUAUAUCUAGCAUGAAGCAGGAUAUUUUAUUUAUCUAGCAAGUUAACAGUAUCUAUACAAACUUAAUUAUCAUAGAGAUAAUGAGGGAAUAUAAGUAAAUUAAAUAAUAAGAAUUGACUAAAGUAGAGGCAAAGUUUAAAAAAUUGUUGCAUUAAAUUCAAAUUAAGGAAAAUAUUUUGAAGUAGUUGUAGUGCAGUAAAAAAGUGUUGACUAAUACUUGUUUACAUAAAAAUUCAGUACUAAAAAUUUAUGGAAAAGCAAUGAUGAUAGUGAUAAAAUUGCAUUUGAUUACACUUACAAAACCAAAAAUAGUACAUAUUAUCAUAUAAUUUAAUGUGUUUCCUAACAAGAACUUUAUAAAAAUAAAUAAAACUAGCUAGAAUUUAAUAAAUCUUAUGUUUUUGUUACUAAAGAUUGA
Messenger RNA from Tetrahymena thermophila SB210, 1149 nucleotides. RefSeq names its product RNA-dependent RNA polymerase-associated factor 1. The record is from RefSeq and is a predicted model, not a curated record. The transcript has a single exon. NCBI's taxonomy places the organism in Eukaryota, Ciliophora, Oligohymenophorea, Hymenostomatida, Tetrahymenidae.